Molecule: messenger RNA, 693 nt
Organism: Euleptes europaea (tarantolino)
Lineage: Eukaryota; Metazoa; Chordata; Lepidosauria; Squamata; Sphaerodactylidae
Gene: CLXN
Product: calaxin
Exons: 6
Coding region: 50-676 (208 amino acids)
Molecular function (GO): calcium ion binding
Source: RefSeq, a predicted model, not a curated record
GGGCGGAGCAGCAGCAGCAGCAGCAGUAGCAGCAGAGGCCGCGGAGAGGAUGAACCGGAAAAAGCUGCAGAAGCUGGCCGACUCCUUGUGCAAAAGCGCGAAGCACUUUAAUAAAUUUGAAGUGGAAUGCCUCAUAAAACUUUUCAACACCUUGGGAGUGGAGCCUAGUGAUCGACAUGCAGUUGUUGGCUUGGAUCGUAACUCAUUCCGAAAUAUCCUACAUGUCACAUUUGGAAUGACAGAUGAUAUGAUUAUGGACAGAGUGUUCCGUGCUUUUGACAAAGACAAUGACAGUUGUGUCAGCGUAACAGAAUGGGUAGAAGGAUUAUCGAUAUUUCUUCGUGGGACUUUGGAUGAAAAAAUAAAAUACUGUUUUGACGUCUAUGACCUGAACAGCGAUGGAUACAUUUCACGGGAGGAAAUGUUUCAUAUGUUGAAGAACAGCCUUCUGAAACAACCUUCAGAAGAAGAUCCCGAUGAAGGAAUUAAAGAUUUAGUAGAAAUAACAUUAAAGAAAAUGGAUUAUGACCACGAUGGCAAACUGUCUUAUGCGGACUUUGAAAAGGCUGUAAGAGAUGAAAAUCUCCUUUUAGAAGCAUUUGGGCCAUGUUUGCCUGAUAUGAAGUGUGGGAUGGCAUUUGAAGCACAGGCGUUUCAAGAGACUUCUGAUUUGUAGCUCUGCAAAAAACACUG